AUGAGUGAAGGUUUAACUUCCUCACAGCUCGAGGCUUCUAGUGAGAAGACAAUUCAGCAGCUGGGUUGUGAAGAGACAAAUAUCCAUCAAUCAGACUCCUACGAAGGGACUGAAUAUCCCCCUCUUACCAAAAUUAUCAUAAUUGUAUUGGCGAUUUAUCUGGCAGCCUUUUUGGUGGCUCUUGAUCAGACCAUUAUUGGAGUGGCUAUUCCAAAGAUCACGGACCAGUUCAAGAGUAUCCCUGAUAUUGCCUGGUAUGGUAGUGCCUACUUCUUGACGUCUACGGCGCUACAGCCGUCUUACGGAAGGAUCUAUAAAACCUUCAGCGUGAAAUGGUCUUUCCUGGCUGCUGUUAGUAUCUUCGAAAUUGGAUCACUGGUCUGCGGUGUGGCGCCCUCCAGUACAGUAUUGAUUGUUGGACGUGCCAUUGCUGGAAUUGGUGUUGCGGGAAUCUUCUCCGGCGCUUUGGUGAUCAUCUCUAAGACUAUUCCCCUAGAAAAGAGGCCGCUUGUAUUUGGUAUAUAUGGCCUGGUUUGGGGAAUAGCUUCUAUUAUAGGUCCCCUAUUGGGCGGAGCAUUCACCGACGGUGCCUCGUGGAGGUGGUGUUUCUAUAUCAAUCUUCCUGUCGGCGGGGUUUCUAUCGCGGUUGUUAUUCUGGUCCUUCGCAUUCCUAACAACGAUAAGGUCUCGGGAAUUCCUAUUCUGGACCGUGUCAGGGAGCUUGACCUGGUGGGUGCAAGCCUGCUCAUCCCCGCUAUUAUCUGUUUGAUUCUUGCCCUACAAUGGGGCGGAAAUGCUUACCCUUGGAGGAGUUCUACAAUAAUCGGACUAUUCGUUGGCUUCGGUCUGAUAUCUUUUCUUUUUGCCGGUUCCCAAAUCUACCUGGGUAAGCAAGACGAGAAAAAUGGGACAAGGGGGAAGAGUGGAAGGGCAACUUUACCACCAUCAAUCCUCAAGCAACGCACUAUUUGGUCUACAGCGCUUUUCAUGCUGUUCUUUAGCGGCGGAUUCUUCCUUCUGGUUUACUACGUUCCUGUCUACUUCCAGAGUGUUAAAGGGUCUUCUGCCAUGACUUCUGGACUUCAAAUCUUACCAUUCAUGCUCGCCACUGUUGUCUCAUCCGUGGUGGUGGGCGCUCUGGUCACGGCGGCAGGCUACUACACACCAUUUCUUAUUACUAGCACUGCUAUUGCUGCUAUCGGUACGGGUCUGAUUACUCUAUACGAAAUCGAAAUCUCCACCGGGAAAUGGAUCGGCUACCAAAUCGUGGUCGGCGCAGGCAUCGGUGCUGGGCUUCAAGUCCCAAUGACAGCUGUGCAGACUGUCUUGACACCGGAGGACAUCCCUGUGGGAACAGCUGCUGUCAUGUUUUUCCAGACGCUGGGUGGUGCCAUAUUCAUUGCAGUAGGCCAGUCGGUAUUCCAGAAUGGCUUAAUACUAGGCAUUCGAACAUAUGCACCCGACGUUGAUCCAAGUAGGAUAGUAAGUGCUGGGGCCACCGAAACGAGGCAUGUGUUGGGUGCGUUAGGCCAGCUAGAUCAAUUGGAUGGAGUGAUCCAAGCUUACAUGCGCGGAUUAAGGGACACAUAUCGAGUCAGUCUAGCGUUGAUGAUCGCCGCCUUUGUAGCAGCUUGUUUUGUCGAGUGGAAGAGUGUGAAAAAUCAAGGCGAAAGUGAAGAUGAAGACACAGCGAUGGCUUCUUCGCCAAGUCCAUCCCAUGGAUCCAUCUAA
Molecule: messenger RNA, 1731 nt
Organism: Talaromyces proteolyticus
Lineage: Eukaryota; Fungi; Ascomycota; Eurotiomycetes; Eurotiales; Trichocomaceae
Product: putative MFS toxin efflux pump
Exons: 2
Coding region: 1-1731 (576 amino acids)
Biological process (GO): transmembrane transport
Molecular function (GO): transmembrane transporter activity
Source: RefSeq, a predicted model, not a curated record